Messenger RNA from Bacillus rossius redtenbacheri, 2461 nucleotides. Its product is annotated as facilitated trehalose transporter Tret1-like. The record is from RefSeq and is a predicted model, not a curated record. The transcript has 3 exons. Gene Ontology annotation, molecular function: transmembrane transporter activity. Gene Ontology annotation, cellular component: membrane. NCBI's taxonomy places the organism in Eukaryota, Metazoa, Arthropoda, Insecta, Phasmatodea, Bacillidae. Gene Ontology annotation, biological process: transmembrane transport. Bases 204 to 1622 code for a protein of 472 amino acids.
UUUCGUCUGGCUAAGUCACGUGUGUCGAAUCAGAAGCUCCGCCAGAGAAAAUAGUGCUCCAGCGACAGUGUGACAAAGCGAAUGGCUUUCAAGUGAACAUUCGAACAUACGCGCAGCGCAGACCUCAAUCACACAUCGACUUUCGACGCCCAGGAGCCAGCAAACGGAACUAGUUCGAAACCCACAAAAAAGGCUUUACUAAUAUGACAGCUGAAAUAGUUCCUGCCAGUGAAACGAGAAUUGUAAAAUUUCAAGAACAUAAAAGCCUUAAGCUUCCCCAAUACUUCGCUGGAAUUGUUGCCACGAUAAACGCCAUGUCGUCGGGCUGCGUGUGCGGCUGGACCUCGCCCGCGCUGCUGUACCUGCAGGGCCACCCCAGCGGCGGCAACGGCAGCGAUGACGGUACUCUGAGCGUGCAGCAAGCGUGCCUCGCGGGCUCUUUGGCACCCAUCGGGGCACUGGUUGGCUCCCUGCCCGCCGUUGCACUGGCCGACUUCCUGGGCCGCCGCACCGCGAGCCAGGUCCUCAGCCUGCCUCUACUUCUGGGCUGGGUCAUCCUCGCAAUGUGCGGCCGCCAGCUGACCCCGCUGUACAUCGCGCGCCUCCUGCACGGCAUGUGCGUGGGCGUCAGCUCCGUCGUGACGCCGCUCUACAACGAGGAGAUCGCCGAGGUGAGCGCGCGCGGCUCGCUGGGCUCGCUCUACGACUGCGCCAUGGGGCUGGGCGUGCUGUGGGUCAACCUGGCCGGCACCGUCAUGCCCUACGCCUGGAUGAACCUCUCGGCAGCCCUGCCGGCCGUCCUCUCCUUCGCCAUGCUGUUCCUGGUGCCCGAGUCGCCCGUCCACCUGCUCGCCAGGGGCCAGGACCAGCAGGCGAGGGCGGCGCUGUCGUGGCUGCGAGGGCCGCACCACGACGUCGAGUCGGAGCUCGCCAGCACGAGCAAGCUGGCGCACCGGGGGCAGGGCGUGUCCGCCUGGACGCUGCUGCGGUCCGUCAAGGACAUCAACUGCGACAGUCUCCGCAGCCCGAGCGCCAAGUCGUUGCUGAUCGUGUCGGCGCUGAUGACGGCGCGUCAGCUCUCUGGCAUGUACGCCAUCACGUUCUAUGCCGUGGAGGUGUUCCAAGAGGCCGGCAGCUCGCUGGACGAGUCCACCUCGGCCACCGUGACGGCGCUCUUCGACUUGGGCGUCACCGUCGCCAUGGUGUUCAGCGCCGAGCUGACGGGACGCCGCACCUUGCUCACCCUCUCCUGCUGGGGGUGCGCCUUCUUCCUGACGCUGCUCGCGGUCGGCCCGUCGGGCUGGCUGCCCCUCGCCGCCGUCAUCGGCUACAACACGGCCUUCUCCGUCGGGCUGGGCCCCGUGCCGUGGUUCAUGAUGGGCGAGCUCGUGCCCACCGAGGCCAAGAGCUGGGUCAUCGGCGUGGUCGUCACGCUCAACUGGCUGCUCAUGUUCUUCGUCACGCAGUUCUUCAUGAGCACGGUGGCCGCCAUCGGCCACAUGCCCACCUACCUGUGCUACGCGGCCGUGAACGCGCUGGCCGGCACCUGUGUGCUGCUGUUCCUGCCAGAGACCCGCGGCAAGUCGCUGGACAAGAUACAGCUCGAGCUGGGCGGUAACUGAGGACCGCAGCGCCGUUCACCCAUUCCCGAAGUCUUGCGUGCCAUCGUGAUCCACUGUGGAUUAAACUUGCAGACCAACGUGGCAGAUCUUAGAAGGCUUUUUGCUGGACGAGAAAAUUAUGCUUGUUGUUAAAACUUACGUACAUUGUUAAUGCGAUGUUUUUAACAGCGCCGUUUGUUUCAUAUCUAGUUACCUGAUGUUUACUCUUCGAAUUUUCAACUGUUUGAAACAUAUUUUACUUCAAUACACGUAAACAAUCAACUGUUUGGACGAGCAUUGAACUUUAUGUAGCUUAGCCACGCAGAACAAUAAUUUUUAGCUAACUACAACAUAUAAUUUAUUAAUAGUGAAUGUUCAUAUCCACAAAUUUUGUAAAGAUAUUAUUAUUUAUUUUAUCCUGAAUGUGAUAGCAGUUUUAUUGGCUUUGUCUUACAAUGCAGAAAAACGCUUAAAACUGCAUACUUAUAAUAUUGAUAAUAUUUCAUGUUCGAAUAGAUUAAAUCAAGCUUUUAAAAAAAUUAUAUUUUUAAUAUUCUAGCUUUUUUGUUUGUUAUAUUAUUAUAUGGUGGUUUUACAAUGUUAGAAAUUUGUGCUAAGGUAUAUUAGCUCGCUUGACAUUGUGAAGCAUUUAAUUAGGAUAUAAUUAAACUUCAAAUACACUCAGUAUUUUUCCAAAAUUAAUGUUUUAACUUUAUUUUUACAACAACUUUAAUUUUCUUUGAUUAAUUUCCGUCUUUUUGGUACAGAGUUUUUUAUUGUUAUAAAAUAUAUUUCCUGAAUGACAGUUUUUGAAUGUCCAUGAAUUUAUAUUAAAUUAUGAUUACAAUAUUUAAUAGAAA